AUGGACGGCGCUGAUGCCGGAGGUCAUCGCGAGGGGAAGCAACCGGCGGCGGGUGGCGACGCGGAAGGCAGCCCCGCGGCGGGUAGCGGCGCUCUCGCCGCGACUGGCGCUGUUCUCUUACAAGGCGACUCGCUAAAAAGCUUAGGCGUGACCGAGGGCGAUCUGCUAGUGAUGGGCGCACAAUCAGCAUCAGAAGCAGCGGAAGCAGCAGCAGAGGCGGCAGCAGCGGGCAUUGGUAACAACGGCAUGUGGGUGAGCGCGCUCACGUACUGCCCGCACGUGCUCUCCGCUGACGCAGACGCUGCGCUGCUGCCGCCGCACUCCGUUCCGCCCUUCGACUCGCUCUGCCACAGUUGCAAGGACGGUUCCGAGAACUGGGUGUGUCUGACGUGUGGAGUGGUGGCGUGUGGCCGGUACGUGGGCGGCCACAUGCUGCAGCACGUCACUGAAACAGCCCACCCACUGGCUGCUGGCUUCAGGGACCUCUCCGUGUGGUGCUUCCACUGCGACUCAUAUCUCGAUGCCAUCCGCAUCCCUGCCCUAGAACCCCUCUUCACCGCCCUGCACCUCGCCAAGUUUGGCCAACCGCCUGCAAAACCACCCUCGUGA
Molecule: messenger RNA, 609 nt
Organism: Closterium sp. NIES-65
Lineage: Eukaryota; Viridiplantae; Streptophyta; Zygnematophyceae; Desmidiales; Closteriaceae
Source: the annotation of a GenBank genome assembly